Messenger RNA from Macadamia integrifolia, 1632 nucleotides. RefSeq names its product WAT1-related protein At5g40240-like. The record is from RefSeq and is a predicted model, not a curated record. The transcript has 7 exons. Gene Ontology annotation, cellular component: plasma membrane. Gene Ontology annotation, molecular function: transmembrane transporter activity. The coding region runs from base 338 to 1297 and encodes 319 amino acids. NCBI's taxonomy places the organism in Eukaryota, Viridiplantae, Streptophyta, Magnoliopsida, Proteales, Proteaceae.
UUUCAUUUUUUAAUAGUUUAAUUUUUUGCCGUAAGGCGCAAGUGGAAUCCUCGAAUCACGACGGAAGCGAUUCCAUGCUUUUCUAUAGAAUAGAAUAGAAUAGAAUGCUAUAUCUGAAAGCUUUAAUUGCUUGAAGCAGCGGCGAUCGAGAGAGGUGAGGGGGGAGGGGGUGGAGGGUGAAGGGAGAUGAGAGAGAUGGGGUUGAGAGGGUGCUUGUGGGAUACAGUGCCGUUUGCUGCUAUGGUGGCGGUGGAGUGCGCCAACAUUGGCCUCACCACUCUCAGUAAAGCAGCCAUGUCCAGAGGGAUGAAUACUUUUGUUUUCCUCACCUAUUCAUAUGGACUCGCCACUCUCUUCAUCCUCCCGCCUGCCUUCAUCUCCUUCAGGCAGAAAAGUGAAUCGCCCAAUCACUUUGUCGAUUCUCCGUAAAUUAUUACUCCUCGGUCUGUUAGGUUACUCGGGACAGAUCUUCUCAUACACAGGCAUCAGAUACAGUUCUCCCACUCUCUCCGCAGCAAUAAGCAAUCUCGUUCCAGUUUUCACCUUUCUGCUUGCCAUCAUUUUCAGGAUGGAAAAGCUAGAAUUGAGAAGCUCAAGCAGUCAGGCUAAGUCUAUAGGAACUAUAGUCUCAAUUGCAGGGGCAUUCGUAGUUACUCUCUAUAAGGGCCACACCAUUUUGAUGAUGACGACUUCAUCACCUUCUACCUCUCCUCAUCAUCUGCUUGUUACCACCUCACCAUCUAACUGGGUCAUUGGAGGGCUUUUCAUUGCAACCAGUUCUAUGCUGUUUGCAUUUUGGUACAUAUUACAGGCAAAUAUUGUGAAGGAGUACCCAGCUGAGGUGACUAUAACUUGUAUUUAUACCUUCUUUGUGACUAUUCAGUCUGCAGUCGUUUCUCUGAUCACAGAAAGAAAGCCAAGUGCAUGGAGUUUAAGUCCAGGCCUGGUGUUGAUUACCAUCCUCUAUUCAGCAUUUUUUGGGCCCACAUUCAGCACAGCCAUCCAUACAUGGUGUAUUCACAAGAGAGGUCCUGUUUAUGCUGCCAUGUUCAGGCCACUUGGGAUUGUCAUUGCAGUUGUUAUGGGAGUCCUCUUCCUUGGUGAUUCCCUUCGUCUUGGAAGCAUUUUGGGUUCAAUGAUAAUCAUUCUUGGAUUUUAUGGCGUGAUGUGGGGAAAAUCAGAAGAAAAUAAAUUGGUUGACGAUAAGGGAAUCAAUGGAUCUGAAUCCUCCACUCAAAAUGAGUAUCUUUUGCCGAAACAAUAUGGAGUUGAAUGGGAAAGCUUACUCUGUGUAUAAUGUAUUUGAUUUGUGAAGUUCUUAAAUGCAUAAUUGUGAGGGGCUUACAGCUUGAUGGCGUCCCAUGAUUGGGAAUUUGGAUCUUCAUAUAGAUUGUUCCAACCAGAGGAUUAGUAAAGCUAACAUUCACAUUGGAAAGGACCGAAAGCAUAGUCCCUGAAUUGAUAUGGUCGUGAACAGCACAAACUUGUUACUAUAGAAGCAAUGGUUGAUAUCACAGAACAAGAGGAUCUGCAAACAAUUGUUAACCUGAUUAUUAUAUAAUUCCCUUUUACUUUGGAUGUAAGAGUACCAAAAGGAGGAUAAAUAAAUCACUUUGUGAGGUUUCAAAUCCA